Molecule: messenger RNA, 719 nt
Organism: Daphnia carinata
Lineage: Eukaryota; Metazoa; Arthropoda; Branchiopoda; Diplostraca; Daphniidae
Exons: 4
Coding region: 161-655 (164 amino acids)
Source: RefSeq, a predicted model, not a curated record
UUCCUUGUUCGCGGGAAUAACUACGUAUAAAAGCCGUUCGAGUGUUUUCCUUCAAUUGUCGGCGUCAUUAAUUCACUUGCUGAAAAGAGGCGAUUACGGAAGGGCAGUAGCAGACGAAGUGCCAACAAUACCUCGGAGGCUCGUAGAGUUGAAAAUAAAAAUGGAAGCACAAAACACACACCACGAAGGCAAACGAAAUUUCGACAAAAAAAAAUGGCGAGAAACGCAAUACAGCCACAAACAAAGAGUAUCGGAAUGGGAAAGCAAAAGAAAAGAAGCUAUAAAAAGGAAAUACAGGAAGAUGCUAAAGAAGGAUGAAUUGACUUCAUCUGUUCACAUUACAAAGCGUUUGUAUGACAUUGCAGAUGGAAAUUAUAAUAGUGGAUAUUCACAACCACCACCGCCCCAAAGGUUGUCAGAAUUUCAGCGAGCCAAGCUAGAAUAUGAACGUAUACAAGGUUUAAAAGAAGAAGCUCGAUUGGAAAGGGAACAGAAAACAAAAGAAAGAGACAUGGCCAUCAUGAAGAGCAAACAGUUAAGGCUAGAACGAAUCAAAAAGCUUACACAGAAAACUAAAAAAGGACAGCCAGUCAUGAAAGGAAGGAUAGAGAUCCUCCUCGAAAAGAUUCAAAAGCAAGUUGCUAAUGACAGUUAAUACCUAGGCACUACCAUUCAUCUACAUUGUUUCCAGAAUUAUUACACGGUUUUUUUCCAAGCCA